This is a messenger RNA of Etheostoma cragini (Arkansas darter), 4659 nucleotides long. RefSeq names its product zinc finger protein 629. The record is from RefSeq and is a predicted model, not a curated record. The transcript is spliced from 3 exons. Gene Ontology annotation, molecular function: RNA polymerase II transcription regulatory region sequence-specific DNA binding; DNA-binding transcription factor activity, RNA polymerase II-specific. Bases 305 to 3850 code for a protein of 1181 amino acids. Gene Ontology annotation, cellular component: nucleus. NCBI's taxonomy places the organism in Eukaryota, Metazoa, Chordata, Actinopteri, Perciformes, Percidae. Gene Ontology annotation, biological process: regulation of transcription by RNA polymerase II.
CACACCACGUAAAGCAUCCACCCUGUGUACGCUCACCGUCAUUGACACUUUUUCGGGGUGCUUUGUGCGUGGAUAUCGAGUGUCUCACUGCUGCUAACAGCUCUGAAAAGGAGAGAAAGGCAGGUCUACAUUAAAAGAUCAGCUCCCAGACCAAUGCACGCUUAUAAAAAGUGCCAAACAGCAACCUUACGACAAUGCACAUGCAUGUUUUGAGCUAGCAAGUGCUAUGUGCCGUUAGUUGAUCCGUGUCAGGUAAUGGCUACGCAGAGAUCAGCCUUGACUAUCUCCCACGCAGACUCUUGACAUGGGGAGUAAAAUGUCCUUCAGCAGAGGAAGCAGUGACCAAAAUACAGUCUCUGAGUUAACUUCUGUGGCAUCGCAUCCUCGCAAUUCCAUACAUGCCCCUUUGGACUGCAAGCAGAUACCAGAAGACAGGAGAUGCAGUAAAGACCUGGACUCCAGUUGGGGAGAGGAAAUGAAAGCAACAGAAGUGACUGAACCUGCACCUGAAUCCCACCCAUCGGGGCAUGUGGAGUCCGAUGGCCGUGUUAACUCUGAAACAGUAGGCGGAACAAGUUGUCAACCCAGUGGGCAGAUAUCCUCACACACAGGGAUGGAAGCAAAGUGUCAAAUGACAUCUGCAAGCGUGUGCAGCUCUACAACAGACAGCCAUGGACAGCCUGUGGCGGUCCGCAGGAGACCCGGGCGCCCACGUAAAAGAAGACGGUUGUUGACUAAAGACAAAAAAGACCCAGAUUCUGCUGGUUGUGAUGCAGUUCAACAUAAGGAGAUCAGCACGACAAUACCUUUGCCAACAUGCUUAGAGAACCACAACCGUGAUGAUGUGCCUAACGCCGUAGACGUUCCAUUAAUCAAUAAUACACCCCAUAAUGAGAAGUCUGGUCCUCAUAAUGUCUCUGAUGGUAAAGUAGAAGACAGUGUCCCUGUGCUGCCAAAAAGAAGAAGAGGAAGGCCGAAUAAAGCACAGAUCGCGGCUUUUAAAGCUAUGGUCGCUGAGGCUGCUGCUGCCAGAGCUCCUGCCGCCUCUGCUAAUGCUAAUAAUGUUAGCGGUCCUGCACGGAGACUAAGGAGCAGAGGGGAACAGCCGCCUUCAACACCGGAUGGAAUGCCUGAAUCUGAUAGCAAGGUCCACCCCAAGCAGACUCAAGUGACUCCUUCAGAAAGCAGUACUACAUUAAACUUUCAAGGUAAUAAAAGACGAAGCGCUAAACUGGCUUAUCAGCAAGUUCCUGCUAAAUUGUCCAAACUCGAUGUUUCCCAGGAUGCCUCAGCACUAUUAAGCCACAACACAGCCUGUGGGGAGAGAGCAGAGACCGAUAAACAAAUGGAAUGUAACAGUGAGAAACAAGAGACUGAUACGGAUGGAAAGAGCUCUCAACUCUCCCCACAGUCUCAAGGACAUGUUAUUACUUCUGAGGGUUCGAACAGUCUAAACUUGGUAAUUCCUACUGAGUGUUGUGACCCCAAAAUAAAACAGUCAGCUGACACGAAUGGCAGCGGGGAGUCGCAAUCAAAAAGCAGUCUUGAAUCCCCAAAGAAUGCGAACCUGCAGAAUACGGAGCCCUGUAGCAUUGGUGUCAUAACCUUCUCUGAACUAUCACCUAAACCUGUCGGAUUCCCCCCCGCUGUGAAAGCGGAGAAUAUCGAGAUGGAGCUGGAUCCUUUAAAUCCUGGGUCUGAGUCAAAUAGUCCUACUUUACAAAGCAAUGCCAACACUUCAGCUAAGCUAAGUCAGCGAAAUACUUUCAGGCGCAAGAAAGGCGGCAAGAGAAGAAGAAAAAGUAAUGUUUUGUUCCAGAGAGAGCAACUUGAAGCCAGCAAUGACAUUGAACAAAAUACCGACUGCGGUGACGGGGAUAAAGAGGCCAGCUCGAAUUUCAGCUACACUAAAAAAGGGGGGAGAACUCUGUUGCAAUGUGGUUAUUGUAGUCAGACCUUUAAAUUUCUCUCUCAGUUCAUCAUCCAUCAGCGCGUUCAUACAGGAGAGCGACCUUUCAAAUGCCCUGAAUGUGGCAGAGGUUUUAGCAAAAAUUCCAACUUAAAUCUUCAUCUCAAGACGCACAAAAAGAGCAACAUGUAUAAAAAAUGUCCCCUUUGCAAGAUCAAAUUCUCUUGCUUGGAAUAUGCCUCUCAUAUGAAGAUACACGCACACGUGCUGGACCAGGACUCUGAGGAUGACAAAUCAGAAAGACGCAGCUCCACUAGGGGCCAUGAAAACAGUCAGGAACUUUGUAGACCAGUUUCCCCAGUAAAGAGAGAAAGGAAAGUGUGCCAGUACUGCGGUAAAACAUUCCCGUUUCAGUCUGCCCUCAUAAGACAUGUGCGUGUCCACACUGGAGAGAAGCCCUAUAAAUGUGAUAUAUGUGGCAAAGCUUUCGGUCAGGCCUAUUUCCUCCGUGUUCACGAGCUAACACACUGGUCGGUAAAGCGUUACAACUGUACACGCUGUGACAAAUCAUUCACUCAUUAUAGCAAUGCAAAAAAUCACAGCUGCAGACCUCCGGGAACCGGUGACGAUUUACAAGCCAACAGACGUGUGAAGCCUUCACUAACGUACACAUGCCACAUCUGCAAGAAUGUUUUUGACCAUCUACAGGAGUUCAACAGCCACAUGAGAGCCCACACCGGUGCGAAGCUUUAUCGCUGCUUGUAUUGUGACAAGCUGUUUGGUGUGCUGUCCGAGUUUAGCACCCAUCGCAGUCAGUGCAGCGGAGAGGACAAGGCCUCCAGCAGUUCUGCAAUCAAAGAGGAGGAGACAAUGUCAUUGAUACAGUACACAGUGCCUGCACUUAGGUGUUCAUCUGGACAAAAUUCAGCUUCUCCUCUCACAGGAGCAAAUUGUGAAACGCAGAAAGAACCAUCACAGACCAGCCACAAGAAACGCUUCGCCAACUUAAAGAAACCGUUCCAGUCAACAGGCACACCGGCUCACCCUCUCUCACACAUCGUGUCAAAGUUGAACAAAUUAGAUAACCGCUCAGACCCCAGGAAAUAUUUAUGUCCAAGCUGUGGCCGACUGUUCAGACACAUGGGCAGACUCCGAGCCCACAUGCUCACCCAUGCCCCAGGUCAAAGUUACACUUGUGGCUGUUGCGGCAAGACUCUAGAAAACUGGAGAAAACUGUGGCACCAUCAGAGAACCCACCGACAGAGACGCGGCCGCUUCACUUGUCCUCAGUGCGGGCAAGGUUUUCGGUUCGUGGAGCCUUAUAAAAAACACAUGAGUGAGCACCCGGAGUUCCAGUGGAUUCAGGUCAGGCCCAAAAAAGUGUUUCUGCCUUAUAAAUGUGAGCAGUGCAAGUGCAGCUUUCAGACUCUGGAUUUACUGUUCAGUCAUCAGCUUUGCCAUUCCUCAACGCACAAGGACCCUGAUUUUGAUAUAUCUAUGGAUGAUCAUGCUUCACAGUCAAACAAGAAAAUGUUUAGCCCUCCCACGAACAACCACAUAGCUAAACUAUGUCCAGAUCCAGAGGUAAACCUCUCUCCUCUAGGCCCCUUAUCCACAUGUCCAGACCCAGUAACUCCCGAGUUGCCUCAAAAACCAAUGUUUUCCUUUGUCCAGAGUAAGGGUCUUGAUUUGGGUCAAACUUCCCUGCAUCCUAGCUGCACACAUUCAAUCCAAGAGAGAGAAACCAGUCGAGACAGAAUAGAUGAAAAUGCACUUGGAAAACCUUUUACUCCUUUGAGAACCGUGAAAAGACGCGUGAGUGCCAGAAUGUCAAAUGAAGGGUCUGCAGAUGGAGUUAGGUGUGCUGUGUGUGGGGAUGCAUAUCCUGACAUUUCAGACCUUUAUCAUCAUUAUUUGCAGCAUGCUAGAGGCCAGUUGUAAUAAACUAAACAGAGAUUUGUUGCCAAUACAGGGGGGUCCUGUAGUCCUAGAUUAAAUGGAUGAUAAUGGAAAACAUUCAUUUCCAUUCAUAACGACUGAAACAUUUUUAUUUAUUGUUGUUUCCCGGCAACCUCCUGGUAUCUUUAAUUCAUAACUUGGAAAAGUACCCUGCACUGAUCAGAGGGCUAGGCGUCACACUGAAGUCAUUUCUGAACUCGUUAUUGCUGUGGAAAUUUAGUUUGGCAGACCUGACUAAGAAUGUGUAUCAUUUAUUUUUAUUUUAUAAGACAUCAAUUAAUAGAACCAUCAAUUAUUAUAGAAAAAGAGCUGUUAUAGUUUUACAAAUUUCAAACAACUCAUCACGUGCAUUCACUUUAUGGCCACUGUGAAUUUAAUAUCAAACGUUGACAUUUAAAAUCACGCAGGCCGCUCUUGACUUCUACAAGUGAAAGUGUUACUCAAACUGUUUAAGUGAUGUUUAUGGACAAAAAAUAAAAUAAAAAAAAGUUUUGUUCUGGUCUCCAACAUGGACAUGUAUCAGCAUUUUGUAUUUACAUUAAAAGUGAAUAUCAGCUUUACUCAUUCAUAUAUUUGUUAAAUUAUUUGUUCUAUUGUGGACUUGUAACAUGAUGGCUAAAAUUAAGAGAUGCUACAUUUUCUAGAAAAUACACUAACAAACAUUCCACAGCUGAAAACAGUGUGCAACGUGAAUGCUGUGGAUCAUUCAUUAUGUUUCACUGCCUUUGAAAAACUACAUAACGUGCUUCAGUGUCGGGCUUGAGUUUUGUUUGAAUCAUGAAAAGCCCAUU